Messenger RNA from Passer domesticus (house sparrow), 1769 nucleotides. RefSeq names its product phospholipase B domain containing 1 (gene PLBD1). The coding region runs from base 35 to 1675 and encodes 546 amino acids. Gene Ontology annotation, molecular function: glycerophospholipase activity. The transcript has 11 exons. Lineage: Eukaryota; Metazoa; Chordata; Aves; Passeriformes; Passeridae. The record is from RefSeq and is a predicted model, not a curated record.
CCGGCGCUCGGAGGAGUCGCGGGGGAGCGGCGGCAUGGCCCGGGCGGGCGGCGGCGGCGUGUGCCGCUGCUGCUGCUGGGCGCUCGUCCUCCUGUGGGCGGCGGCGGGCGGCCGCGCAGAACUCCGCUAUGCAACUGUGUACUGGAAUAGAGCAGAAAAAAUACUUCAGGUCAAGAAUAUGCUGGACAGGAGUGGAGAUGCUUAUGGCUUCUACAACAACAGUCUACAGACAACAGGCUGGGGAGUCCUGGAGAUCAGAGCAGGCUAUGGCUCUCAGACCUUAAGCAAUGAAGAUAUUAUGUAUGUUGCUGGCUUCUUGGAAGGCUAUCUCACGGCUCCGCAAAUGUAUGACCAUGCUGCAAAUAUGUAUCCACAGCUAAUUAAGACUCCCACCAUUCGAAGAGGAGUUCAGAAUUUUAUGGCGAAGCAAGAUCAAUGGACAAGACAACAAAUCAGAAAUAAUAAGGAUGACCCAUUUUGGAGGCAUGCUGGCUAUAUUAUUGCACAGUUGGAUGGUCUGUACAUGGGAGCCCUCGAGUGGGCUAAACUACAUAAACUAACACCACUGAGCAACUUUGAUGUCCAGUUUCUGAAUGCGGUUGGAGACCUGUUGGACCUUAUUCCUGCAUUAUUUGAUUAUUCUGCACGGGGUGGGCAAUGCAAUGUGGAUUCAGGAGGCCAUGGGAGAUACCAGUGGGACAUGGGACACUGCUCUGCACUGAUCAAGGUUCUACCUGGAUAUGAGAAUAUAUAUUUUGCCCAUUCCAGCUGGUUUACUUAUGCAGCCACACUGAGAAUAUAUAAGCAUUGGAACUUCAAUAUAGUUGAUCCAUACACCAGCACUGGCCGUCUCUCAUUCAGUAGUUACCCAGGCUUUUUGGUGUCCCUGGAUGACUUUUACAUACUGGGCAGUGGAUUGGUAAUGUUGCAGACUACCAACAGUGUUUACAAUGAAACCCUCAUUAAGCAAGUGGUGCCAGAAUCCCUGUUAGCUUGGCAGAGGGUCCGCAUUGCCAACAUGAUGGCAAAUGAUGGCAAAACUUGGGCAGAGACCUUCUCAAAGUGCAACUCUGGAACCUACAACAAUCAGUACAUGGUUCUAGACCUGAAGAAGGUCAAGCUGCAGAGGAGCCUUGAUGAUGGUGCAUUGUACAUUGUUGAGCAGAUCCCAACCCUUGUGGAGUAUUCUGAUCAAACAAAUGUUCUCCGGAAAGGUUACUGGCCUUCAUACAAUAUCCCUUUCCAUGAAAAGAUUUACAAUCUCAGUGGGUAUGCAUCAUACGUUGUCAAGUACGGCAUGGAUUUCUCCUAUGAGCUUGCUCCAAGAGCCAAAAUCUUCCGUCGAGACCAGGGCAAGGUGACCAGCUUGGAAAGCAUGAAGUACAUCAUGAGAUACAACAACUAUCAGCAUGAUCCUUAUGCUGAACACAAUCCUUGCAACACCAUUUGCUGCCGGGAAGACCUGAAUCCUUCUUUACCAGUGCCUGCAGGCUGCUAUGACUCCAAGGUGUCGGAUUUCCGCCUGGCUGCGGCGUUCACGGCCUCGGCCAUCAACGGCCCUCCGGUGCAGGGCGGUCUCCCGGUCUUCAGCUGGAGGCGGUUCAACCGCACGCGGCACCAGGGCCUGCCCGAGUCGUACAACUUCGAUUUUGUCACCAUGAGGCCCAUCCUGUGAAACCAGCGUCAGUAUCUACAAGUGGAAUUUUUUUAAUGGAAAUUUUAUUUCUUGUGUAAUAAAUCGACCUGGGUGUCCACAUCCCUGUGCCUUA